Molecule: messenger RNA, 912 nt
Organism: Exophiala aquamarina CBS 119918
Lineage: Eukaryota; Fungi; Ascomycota; Eurotiomycetes; Chaetothyriales; Herpotrichiellaceae
Exons: 4
Coding region: 1-912 (303 amino acids)
Biological process (GO): Golgi organization
Cellular component (GO): endoplasmic reticulum; membrane; endoplasmic reticulum-Golgi intermediate compartment
Source: RefSeq, a predicted model, not a curated record
AUGGCGCAGAUACGCGGAACUGCAGGUUACAACUUGGGCCUGAACAAUCAGUUCUCUUCUCCUCGCAGUCAGGAUGCUACAAGUGAUCCAAGUCCUCUAGAUCAAAUUCGAGAACAGACUAGCAAAAUCGAAGAUUGGUUGACCAGCGUGGGCGAGCCUUUGAAGCCCUAUCUUCCAGCCAUAGGGCGAUUCCUUAUCGUGGUUACCUUUCUUGAAGAUGCUCUCCGAAUCAUCACUCAGUGGGGCGAUCAGCUCACAUAUCUCAAGGAUUUCAGACACAUUCCAUGGGGGAUCACACAUCUCUUCCUUAUCUUCAAUGUCAUCGUAAUGUCCUCAUGCUCGACCCUCGUCAUCAUGCGCCGCUAUAGUGAAUAUGCGGUGAGCGGUCUCCUCGUCGUUGUGGUAGUCCAAGCUCUCGGCUACGGCUUGAUUUUCGAUCUCAACUUCUUCCUCCGCAACCUGUCCGUCAUCGGUGGUCUUCUCAUGGUUCUGGGAGACAGCUUCGUCAAGAAAAGCCGGGUCUUUGCUGGUCUUCCAACCAUUGACGAGAAGGACAAGAAGAUGUACAUUCAGCUCGGUGGACGAGUCCUUCUCAUCUUCCUCUUCGUUGGAUUUGUCUUUGCAGGAGACUGGAGCAUUUGGCGAGUUUUCGUCAUUCUUGUUGGAUUUGUCGCCUGUGUCAUGGUGGUUGUCGGCUUCAAGGCGAAGCUCAGUGCCAUUGUCUUGGUCCUACUCCUCAGUAUCUUCAACGUGCUUGUCAACAACUUCUGGACGCUGCAUAAGAACCAUCCCCACAAGGACUUCGCCAAGUAUGACUUCUUCCAGAUUCUUUCUAUCAUGGGUGGUCUUCUGCUCCUGGUGAACAUGGGACCUGGUCAACUGAGUGUAGACGAGAAGAAGAAAGUCUAUUGA